Nannizzia gypsea CBS 118893 is the source of this 1716-nucleotide messenger RNA. RefSeq names its product phosphotransferase enzyme family protein. The record is from RefSeq and is a predicted model, not a curated record. The transcript has 4 exons. Lineage: Eukaryota; Fungi; Ascomycota; Eurotiomycetes; Onygenales; Arthrodermataceae. Gene Ontology annotation, cellular component: mitochondrion. The coding region runs from base 1 to 1716 and encodes 571 amino acids.
AUGAUGAUGGUCUGUUCACCAAGCUCAUUUCUCAGGAACUGCCUAUUAUUACAGCUCGGUGUUUCACAUAUCAAAUAUCAGUUAGCUGCUAUCUCGACAUUCACCCGGACCAACAAAACACGUGACUAUCAAGAUGAGGAUUUCUUCCGCUUUACUCGCGGACGUUUUGUCUAUGAUGAAGCAGAACAAUUAAGACAAAGACAUGUCGAGCACAGUAUAAAUGAGCUCGCAGCUACAGCAGCAAAGGCCAUAGGCGCAAGAAAAUGCAUUGACGUCCGAAAAUGCCCGGAUGGCCUGUAUAAUAAAGCAUUCCUACUCACCAUGGACAAUGGCAAUGAGGUUAUUAGCAAAAUACCCAAUCCCAAUGCUGGACCAGCCCAUCUAACAACAGCCAGCGAGGUCGCUACUAUGGACUUUGCACGCAAUAUUCUGCAUACGCCUGUUCCGCAUGUUUAUGCGUGGAAUUCUAGAAUCAAUGAAGAGAACCGGGUUGGAGCCGAGUACAUCAUUAUGGAAAAGGCCUCUGGGGUGCCGUUAGGGCUGGUCUGGGACUCACUUGAGCCCCCUGACAAACUGAAGGUGUUUUUACAGGUCUUCAAAUACCAGAAAAGAUGGGCGGAAGUAAAAUUUUCUCAGUUUGGCAGUCUCUACUACUCUAAAGAUCUUACGGCCGAUGCGUUGUCAGGAAGCAAUCUUUAUACUGAUGAAGAUGGACGACCAGUAAAGGACAAUCGUUUUGCAGUUGGGCCAACCGUUAGUCGAGAGUGGUUACAGAAUGGAAGGCAGAAUCUCCAGUGUUAUAGGGGACCUUGGAGCUCCCUCUUAGACUAUCGCAUGGCAAUUGGCUGUCGAGAGGGCAUAGCAAUAAGGACUCUAAAACAGUUCCCAAAGCAAUGUGUUAUGUUCUGUGGCCCGGGAGCGUAUCAGCCAACGCUCAAGAAGAAGCUUGCUGCAGUUGAGCUAUAUCCCCAAAUACUCCAGCAUAUAUUACCCAGAGAAACGGGCCUCACUUCCGGCCAUCUAUGGCACAAUGAUCUUCAUGCGGAGAAUAUAUUUGUUAAUCCAAAUAAACCAACGGAAAUCAUGGGUAUAAUUGACUGGCAAUCCUUACAGAUAGCUCCUUUGACCGAUCACUGCCUAGACCCUAGCUUUCUAGGAUACGAAGGCCCUGACGUCGGCGAUGAUCCCCAACCACCAACCCUCCGUGAAGACAUUGAUUCUCUUGAACAGGACGCAAGAAGAGCAGCCAUCAAACAGUUCUAUGAUACGUCCGUUAUGGUAGCAUGGAGAAUGCUUGUCAAGGGAAAGAAUCCUGACCAGCACGCAGCAAUCCGAUUCCGAAAAUCAAAAGCUGGACAUAUGCUGAAUCUCUCGCAAAACCUAUUUGUCUUUGGUGAAGCACAUUUUCGAGCUCUAGCACUGGAUCUAAGAGAUGAGUGGGCAGAGUCGGGAAAGGAGUUUCCACUCAAGUUUUCCGCUGCAGAGAUCUCAGAGAUAGAAACAGAUGUGAAGGCUGCUGAUAUUGGGUUGGGGGUAAUAAAUAUGAUUAUGGAGAGAAUGGGCAAUCUAUGGCCUGAGAAGGGGUUCAUUCAUCAUGAGGAUUAUGAAGCGGCCAUGGCAAUGCUACGGGAUAUCAAAGGGGAGCUCAUGGAGAAGGUCGUGCACUCCCCGGAGGAUAAGCAGGCCUUUGAGAUGUUUUGGCCUUUUGACUGCUAG